Coffea arabica (coffee) is the source of this 354-nucleotide messenger RNA. The record is from RefSeq and is a predicted model, not a curated record. Lineage: Eukaryota; Viridiplantae; Streptophyta; Magnoliopsida; Gentianales; Rubiaceae.
AUGGUUAGGGACACAUGCAACUGUGGAAAACAAGUAUUGAUGAUGAUAUCAUGGACAGAUUUAAACCCAAAAAGAAGGUUUUGUCGAUGUCCAAAUUACAGGGUGAUUCCAUUUCCAUUAUAUCGGAAUCGGGGGAUGCAGGUAUUGGGAUUAGGUGAUCCUGAGAUGUGUCAAAGGUCGAAGGAUAUAAUCCCUGGACUGAUAAGAACCAAAAACAAAUUGGAGUUUGAGAUUGAGAGGUUGCAAGAGAACUCAAAGCUGCAGGAAGCAAAACUAAGAAGGCUGAAGAUGUUCUUGUUUCUUCACUGGGUUGUUGCUGUUGCAUGGAUCCUUUUGUUCAACUCUGGGCCAUAA